This is a messenger RNA of Saccharomycopsis crataegensis, 378 nucleotides long. RefSeq names its product H(+)-transporting V1 sector ATPase subunit F (gene VMA7). The coding region runs from base 1 to 378 and encodes 125 amino acids. NCBI's taxonomy places the organism in Eukaryota, Fungi, Ascomycota, Saccharomycetes, Ascoideales, Saccharomycopsidaceae. Gene Ontology annotation, biological process: proton transmembrane transport. The transcript has a single exon. Gene Ontology annotation, molecular function: proton-transporting ATPase activity, rotational mechanism. The record is from RefSeq and is a predicted model, not a curated record. Gene Ontology annotation, cellular component: fungal-type vacuole membrane; proton-transporting V-type ATPase, V1 domain.
AUGAGUGCCGAACAAGCGAAAAAGAGAACUUUGUUGGCAGUCAUUGGGGAUGAAGAUACCAUCACUGGUAUGCUUCUUGCUGGAAUUGGACAAAUUGAUAACGAUGCUGGUGAAGACUAUAAGCAAAAGAACUUCUAUGUGGUGGAUGCGAAGACUACUGACGAGCAGAUUGCUAGCUGUUUCGACCACUAUACCAUUGACAGAGACGAUAUUGCGAUUUUGUUGAUCAAUCAACAUUUGGCCGAAAGAAUCAGAUACAAGGUGGAAGACUACACUGCGGCCUUCCCAGCAGUAUUAGAAAUCCCAUCAAAAGACCAUGCCUAUGACCCAGAAAAGGAUAGUGUCUUGAAGAGAGUCAAGAGACUUUUUGGAGAGUGA